AUGGCUCCUCCACCGACUGGUCUUGUAAUUCUUGGUCCUCCAGAGAUCAACAAGCCCACCCCACCAUCGCAACCCGAACCCGCCUUCGGUGAUUCGAUGAACGGAUCAAACAGAGCCAGACCCCCAAUGGCCCUCACCGAGAACGGCUCAGCCACCUUCCUCACCUCCUCAAACCCCUGCCUCGAUCUGUUCUUCCACGUCGUACCGGACUCUCCGGCCUCCUAUAUCAACAAACAGCUCCCGCUGGCCUGGGCCCACGACGCCCUCACCACUCUCAAACUCAUCUGCAACCUCAGAGGCGUCCGUGGCACCGGAAAGUCCGACAAGGAAAGCUUCUACACGGCGGCGUUUUGGCUCCACAAAAACCACCCCAAAACCUUCGCCUGCAACCUCGCCUCUUUCGCCGAGUUCGGCUACUUCAAAGACAUGCCCGAGAUUCUGUACCGCCUUCUAGAAGGCCAAGACGUGAGGAAGAACCAAAAGGACCAGUGGUUAAUGAGAAAACGCAGAUGGGGCGGUAGCAAGAGGAGACCAGUGGUUCGGCGAGUGGCACGGAGACGUCGUCCGAGUUAUAAAAUUGGUAAAUCGAAAACCAAAGCGGCGGUCACUCCGGCCAUCAGCAGCCGGAAGAGUGUGCCUAAAGAGGUUCGGGUAAUGAAGGGGAUGGAGAGGGUAAAAAUGGAAAAGGAAACAGCGAGCGCUGAGAGGAAAGAAAAGAAGAUAGCCAUGGCCAAGAAGGCCAUUGCCAGGUACCAGCGUGACCCGGAUUACCGGUUCUUGCACCAGAGGGUUUCAGAUCUUUUCGCAGAGUGCUUGAAGUCCGAUAUAGAAACCUUCAAGUCGGAUGAUAAGCAUAAGAAGAUAACUCUGGCUGCCAAGUGGUGCCCUUCCCUUGACUCCUCCUUCGACCGCGCCACUUUGCUCUGCGAAGCCAUUGCGAGGAAGUUGUUUCCCCGAGAAUCGGACUCGGAAUAUGAAGGUAUGGAGGAAGCACAUUACGCCUACAGAGUCAGAGACCGGCUGAGGAAGGAGGUGUUGGUGCCGCUGAGGAAGGAGUUGCAGUUGCCCGAGGUUUACAUGGGUGCCAACCAAUGGGGUGCUAUUCCGUACAAUCGAGUGGCCUCUGUGGCCAUGAAGCUUUACAAAAGUAAGUUUUUGGAGCACGACAAUGAGAGGUUUAGCAAGUAUUUGGAGGACGUGAAAGCAGGCAAGUCCACAAUUGCGGCGGGUGCUUUGCUUCCGCAUGAGAUCAUAGCCCAACUGAAGAAUAUAAGGUGGUCUUCUUCUUACGAUGACCAGAAUGACGAUGACAAGGAAGAUCAAGUGGCCUUGCUUCAGUGGAAGAAAAUGGUGGAUGACAUGCUAAAGGAAGGGAAGCUGAAGAAUAGCUUGGCUGUAUGUGACGUCUCAGGAAGCAUGGCUGGAACCCCAAUGAAGGUGUCUGUGGCUUUGGGAUUGUUGGUGUCCGAACUGAGUGAAGAGCCAUGGAAGGGAAAGGUCAUCACUUUCAGUGAAAACCCUCAGCUGCAUUUGAUAGAAGGGGAUGAUCUUAGGUCCAAGUGUGAAUUUGUGACGAUGAUGGACUGGGGCAUGAACACUGAUUUCCAAAAGGUGUUUGAUUUGCUUCUCCAAGUGGCAGUGAAUGGGAAUUUGAAGCCAGAGCAUAUGAUCAAGAGGAUCUUCGUGUUCAGCGACAUGGAGUUCGAUGAGGCUUCGAGCAAUAGUUGGGAGACUGAUUAUGAGGUAAUACAGAGGAAGUAUAAGGAGAAAGGGUACGAGAAUGCAGUGCCACAGAUCGUGUUUUGGAAUCUGAGGCAUUCUAUGUCUACGCCAGUACCGAGUACAGAACCAGGGGUGGCGCUGUUGAGUGGCUUCUCCAAGAAUUUGAUGAAGAUAUUCUUGGAUGGUGAUGGGGAAAUUCGCCCGGAUCUUACCAUGGAAGCAGCCAUCUCCGGCGAAGAGUAUCAGAAGCUGGUUGUGAUAGAUUGA
This is a messenger RNA of Prunus armeniaca (apricot), 1989 nucleotides long. NCBI's taxonomy places the organism in Eukaryota, Viridiplantae, Streptophyta, Magnoliopsida, Rosales, Rosaceae. The record is from the annotation of a GenBank genome assembly.